AUGGAGAAAAAGUUUGAAGAAAAAUUGACAACUAUGUUUUAUCAAAUGGCAAGUUUUCAAGGUGGACAAUCUUCUAAUACACUGUAUAUAACUCUCGAACUUGAUUAUAAAGUUAAUAACAUGACUACAGACAAAUUGUCGAAUAAGCGUGUUUCAACUACUUCGCAGAGAAAGCUUCGAAGCAAUGAUGUAAAGAAGAACUAA
Messenger RNA from Lathyrus sativus (Indian pea), 204 nucleotides. Lineage: Eukaryota; Viridiplantae; Streptophyta; Magnoliopsida; Fabales; Fabaceae. The record is from the annotation of a GenBank genome assembly.